Molecule: messenger RNA, 588 nt
Organism: Medioppia subpectinata
Lineage: Eukaryota; Metazoa; Arthropoda; Arachnida; Sarcoptiformes; Oppiidae
Source: the annotation of a GenBank genome assembly
GUGUGUUUUUGAUGGCAAUUGAAUUGAAAAACAAAUUUCAAAACAAAAACUAAUAAUGAAUUUAAUUAGAAAUAAAUUGCAUUUAAUUUCAAACAUAAAUGUUAUGAAAAUAUUGUCGAGAAAUAUAAGCGUUUCGGCAGUAAAUCGGUUGAAAGAAAUCAAACACACGGAAAAGGAUAACACGAUAACCGUUGAGGCCGUGAAAGUGGUGUCCGACCGAAGGGACCAAUUGGUGACCAAAACGCAUACACAUAAGGAUUGCUGUCCGUUGUGUCGACUCAACUUAAGACGACUCGACUAUACGGAUGUGCUGAUUCUCAGACAGUUUAUUGAAUCCAAUGGCAAACAAAUGCCGCAAUCGAUAACCGGUUUAUGCAAUCGUAUGCAUCAAAGGGUGCAUCAGUUGGUGAAAAAGGCACAGAAGUGUCAACUCCUGCCGCGACCGCCCGAUUACCAGUCGUACGGCCCGUGGGAUGAGUUGAACACAUACUAUGAAUGGCCCGAACGAAGAAGAGACCGACCCAUGGAUAUCAUUGAACCCAAGUUCUGGGCAUCAGAUUAUGAACAAAACAAGUUGUGAAACCAUUU